AUGGUUUUCGAUCGGCCGUCGCGCUUUGAUUUCGAGGCAUGGGCGCAGGCUUGUAGUCCCGAAUUCGAUGCCAGCGAACAUAAAUGGGAUUGGGAGGGAGUUUUCCCCUACUUCAAGAAGAGUGUCACUUUCACCGAACCCCUACCUGAAACUGCGCGCAAGUACGGCUAUACGUGGGACAUGGCUUAUGCCUACAAUGGCUCGACGCCAAUCUAUUCGAGCUUCCCACCAUUUUUGUGGGCUGAUUAUACAAUCAUGAGAGAAGCCUUCCAAGACGCUGGUGUAAAAGCUGCCGCGGAAUGUGCUGGGGGCGACAAGGAAGGUCUAUGCUGGAUGCCUAUUUCUGAAAACCCUAUGACGUCUCGUCGGUCUCACGCUGGUCUUGGACAUUAUGCUGCACUCCCACCAAGGCCCAACUACCACCUGCUUGUAAGGCAUCAAGUUGUUCGCGUGAUAUACCCGAAUGGCAUCGCCUCUGGGCCCCCUUCAGUCGAGGUACGCUCGCUGGAUGAUGGUAGCUUCUCCAACAUAACUGCAGUCGCGGAGGUCAUCAUCUCGGCAGGUGCGCUCCAUACGCCAACUAUACUACAGCGAAGCGGUAUCGGCUCGCGAACUUUCCUCGAGUCUGCGAGCAUACCCGUGCUUCAAGCCCUGCCUGGAGUUGGGGCCAAUUUUCAUGACCAUUCCGGCCCUGGCUUGAAUUGGAACUAUACAAGACCCGGAAACUUCACUCCGAUGCCAUCUGACAUGCUCGACCAUGCGUUCGCCGCUGAUGCGGCAGCAGGGUUCAAUGAGACGCCGGCGCGUGGUCCGUAUACGCUAGGCAUGUCCAACAGCGGAAUCUACCUCUCGCUUGCGAACAUGACCACCGUGCACAUGUCGAUCGUCAAUAAAAUUCGCUCCAUGGCCGCUGGCGACUUUGCUAUUCAUCUUCCAGACGACUACAAACGCGAUGCCACCCUUGUCGCUGGUUAUCAACGUCAAUUGUCAGUUCUUGCUGACUUUUACGCAAAUCCAAAGGCGCCAAGUAUGGAAACUCCGUGGGCGACGGGGACACGUGCUGUAGCAAUCAUGCUUCAUCCACUUAGUCGUGGUACUGUGCGAAUCAAUUUGACCGAUAGCCUUUCGCAGCCCAUCCUUGACUACCGCAGCGGUUCGAACCCAAUCGACUUUGAUCUGCAUCUGGUGCAUCUAAAGUAUCUCAGGCGCGUACUUGAUACGCCGACCAUGCGGAAAUACGGUGCGAUCGAGACAUCUCCUGGACUUAGUGCCCAAAGUGACGAUGCCCUCCGUGAAUAUAUCAAGGACGAUAUGCAGUUCUCGUACAUGCAUCCGUGCUGUACGGCCGCAAUGUUCCCGCGAGAACUUGGUGGCGUAGUCGGACCGGAUCUGCGGGUUUACGGGCUGAAUUCACUCCGCGUAGUUGAUAUAAGCAUAUUACCGUUCUUGGUGAGUUCGCAUACAAGUUCGACAGCAUAUGCUCUGGGCGAGAAAUGGCCCGAGGCCCGAAGAAACCAACAAGCGAGACCUGUCACACGACAAGACAUUAUUGACCUUACGCCUCUGUAA
Messenger RNA from Parastagonospora nodorum SN15, 1569 nucleotides. RefSeq lists its product as hypothetical. The coding region runs from base 1 to 1569 and encodes 522 amino acids. Gene Ontology annotation, biological process: secondary metabolite biosynthetic process. Gene Ontology annotation, molecular function: oxidoreductase activity, acting on CH-OH group of donors; flavin adenine dinucleotide binding. The transcript has 3 exons. Lineage: Eukaryota; Fungi; Ascomycota; Dothideomycetes; Pleosporales; Phaeosphaeriaceae. The record is from RefSeq and is a predicted model, not a curated record.